Suillus subalutaceus is the source of this 1857-nucleotide messenger RNA. RefSeq names its product WD40-repeat-containing domain protein. The record is from RefSeq and is a predicted model, not a curated record. The coding region runs from base 1 to 1857 and encodes 618 amino acids. NCBI's taxonomy places the organism in Eukaryota, Fungi, Basidiomycota, Agaricomycetes, Boletales, Suillaceae. Gene Ontology annotation, molecular function: protein binding. The transcript has 5 exons.
AUGGCCACUAGAUUCUUUGCAAGGCAGAUCCGCAGGGGAACUUCAACCCCAGUGCAACGGGAAGAACCAAUUCUGAAGUACAAGUUUGAAGGACACAAGAAUGCGAUUUGGAGUUUUGUUUUCUUGCACGACAGUGUCCACAUCGUGAGUGGCUCAGGGGACGGCACUAUGCGCAAGUGGAACUAUGACACGGGACUUGUUGUCGGGGAACCAUGGAAAAGUGAGGGAGGAAGGAUAUAUACACUGGCGCUUUCACCGGACGCGAGGAUAAUUGCGUGUGGGAGAGAGGACGGGAGCGUUCAGCGGUGGACUACCGAUGGUGAGAUGAUCAAAGGCAUUUGGACGGGUCAUAGCAAGGCGGUGCGGUCGCUAUCGUGGUCACCCAGCGGAAGCCAUGUUGCAAGCGGGUCUGACGAUGGAAAAAUUUUGAUUCGAAAUGCGAAAAGUGGAAAAGUGGUGGGCUCGAUCAAGACGAAGCAAGGAGGGGUGCGUGCUCUUGCAUAUUCACCUUCGGGUGAGAGAAUCGCAUCAGGCGGGGACGAUACAAUUCACAUCUGGGAUACGAAGACCAGAAAGCUUGUUGUCAGCCCCAUCACAAACCUGGGGAACUCUGUGACCUCCUUGGUAUGGUCGUCAGACAACACAAAGCUUUAUUCCGCAUCCGACAAAUUCGCACGUGUGUUCGACAGCAAAUCAGCCAAACUACUCCAUUCCUUCGAGCACGACAAUUACUUGUAUUCCAUUGCACUUUCAACCAAACAUAACGUCCUGGUGUGCGUGGGCCUCCAAGGUGUUGCACAGCUAUGGGACACAGAGUCCCAUCAGCCACUCGGCCAGUCAUUCCACCAGAAUCACAACCACCUUUUCCAUGCGUCGUUCUCUCAAGACGGGAGCCAUUUAGCAUACGGUGGAUUCGACCAGAAACUAACUCUAUGGAUGACGGUCAAAGACAUGGUUCCUCAGCUUCCAGCAUCCACACUAUUUCAAAAACGCGAUAAACGAAGAACACAACAGGAAACACGGUCCAAUUCCUCAUCAUCAUCAUGCCUCGACGCUGAUGCUACAGGAGGUAGUGGCUUCGUUGAGGACGCGCACGACGACCCGUAUAAUAACUUCUUCCAGUCUUCGCAGCGAUCUCUUCCAUCGCCAUCGCCUGGCUUCCGUCUCCCCCCAUUGUUUUCGGCUCGCCACCUCUGGAAUGUCGUCCCCCGACGUCACCUACCACCAGACGAGUCCGUUUCACAGGAACGCUCCAAGCGUGGUUUCUUCAGUCGUCGCGCUUCCUCAAACUCGUCUCUGGAGCUCGCAACCAUUAAACACAACCAACCAGUGCCAGAAAGGAAAGUGGGAGAAAGCGAAGGCGAACAAGGUGGAAAUACUGAUAAUCACGGUUCCGUGUAUGAUGCACUCAGCAUCACAAAGAAUAAAGGCAAACAGCGAGAUUAUCCUCCCGAUAACAUGCAGAGCUCACCAUCUUAUGAUCGCACACUCCCCGCCCACCUGGAUAGCAAAGAUAGUCGAGGCCACUGGGGGCGACUAAUGCAGGCUCGAGGUAAAAAUCACACAUUCGGUUUCGGACAUUCUAGCCCUCCACCUGCAAAUGCGCCCCAACCAAUACUGCAUAAUCCCCAGCACUGGAAUUCCAGUGAUGCUUGCCGCGAUGAAGAUAGAUAUGCCAUUGCGCCUGAAUCUGAUGCGGAAGCGGCUGCAGCCAUGCUACGCACGAAUGACGAUAUGGCUGACAGUUCAAUGCGACCAGGUCAACCUGCGUGGUGGCACAAGUGUCUCAAGAACGGCCCACACAAAUGCAAGCCUCGACAAGCAGGCCAGAAGAAAUUGGAGUGGAUUUGUCAUUAG